Molecule: messenger RNA, 2108 nt
Organism: Aphanomyces invadans
Lineage: Eukaryota; Oomycota; Saprolegniomycetes; Saprolegniales; Verrucalvaceae
Exons: 10
Coding region: 20-1591 (523 amino acids)
Biological process (GO): NAD+ biosynthetic process
Molecular function (GO): nicotinate-nucleotide adenylyltransferase activity; nicotinamide-nucleotide adenylyltransferase activity
Source: RefSeq, a predicted model, not a curated record
CUCAUCUCACCCUCCUCGCAUGAAGCGCGCCCUCCAACAGCACCAAGACGAGUCCACGUACGAAAGGCGGCCGCACCUGGUCAUCUCCUUGGAGAGCCAACAGGUUGAGUUCACCCCGCGGACGACUGCAAAGCACCGGGACGAACUGGUGGCGCUACGGCAGCGCGUCCACGCGUUGGAAACGCUACUGGCUCAACAGCCCGACCAUGACCCAGUGUUGAAGCCGCCCCACGCAACGAAGCUGCUGCCCCCACUAGCUGCAGCAGACCUCACAAUGACCCUCUCCGCGAGCGCGUCACUGACGCAACUCCCACCACCGUCGCAAACCCAGCCAGCGUUUACGCUGCCCCGACAAGCGACCGCUCCGGGGCUUCUGCUCCAGCCUCUCGGUCCGACCUCAAACGGUCCAACCAAGGCAAUGGCGGAAUCGACCCACUGCGACCCGCGAAUGUCGACAAAAUUCAUAGCUGACCAAGACGGGUCCCUCGUUGUCGCCGUAUCAAAGCGCAGUCGUCUGUACGAGAUCAUUCAGCGUGUCUCCAACCGCGUUCGCAUCAACGACGAGCAGAUUCUUCGCCUGAAGAAGAUCGUCGACGCAGAGUUUGGCGACGUGAUUGCUGUGCUGGAAGGUGUCGACGUGGAACCGGACGCAAGCGUUGUCACGGAGAAGCUGCAUCACUUAAUUCAGACGGGAUCGCCGUCCAAGCAUUUCGCGCAGGGAUCGCCGCCCAAGUUUCACGCGCCCGACGUCCCGUAUCCCUUGAUCAAGAUAGCGCACGCGUUGUCCAUGUUGACGGCAAACCAAGAAGUGGUCGUGCUCGUGUCGAGUGGGGCGUACAACCCUGUCCACAUGCUCCACAUCCGGGCUUUCUACGUUGCGCGUCAGCACAUCGAGUCGAAUUAUUCCUUUCCUGUCGUCGGAGGCAUCAUUUCGCCGUGCCACGACACUUACGUUCGGACCAAAAACCGGCGCAAGCCGAGGGAAAUGAUCCCAAAAGCCCAUCGACUGGCCAUGCUGGAGGCAGCGACAGCGUCGUCGACUUGGAUUGAGGUGGACAAGUGGGAGAUCACACGACGUCGCGUGCUCGACUACCUGAGCACCCUCACCCAUGUCCGGGAGAUCUGCGAGCACCAGUUCCCGCACUUCAAAUUCCGCGUUCUUUACGUGUGCGGAGUCAAUACGAUCGUCAAGCUGAGCCACACUGCGCUGAAAGAGGAAGGGUUUGGUGUGAUGGCUAUUUGCCGACCCAACCAAACGGACAUGCUGCACAAGCACCUCGGGGCCAAGUGGAGUAAGACCGCGAUUGUAGUCGAGGAUACAGGUGUGCUCGCGUGCGAACUCGAGCGCGCGACGAGCUUUCGGGUGCGCCAGGCGCUGAUCCAAGGCAACGUGGAUGUCGCGCCCAUGGUGGGGAAGAAUGUGGACGAGUACAUGCACCGCCAUCGCAUUGGCGACAAAGUUGCGGGCCGCGAGCCGUGGACGUCGGGGGAUCGUCUGUGGCGGGCGCAGGAUCUGCCCCACGUCGAAUACAUCGAGUCCGAAUUGAUCCAAUGUCGCCACAACGACGCGGCAAGCUACGCUGACGACUGAACGAUACGCCAUCUCGUUAUCGUGGAAGGGUUACACAGGGGCCGAUGCAAAGAGGAACGGAAAAUCAACCACUGUCCAUCGCUCCAUGCGUCGCUCGAACCGAUGCCUCACAACAUUGCGAUCCAUGGGGUCUGGGCUGCGAGUUUGUCUGUCGCUGCGAGUACACAAGCAAGUACGCUAGUCACAGACGCCCGGAGAAAUGUUAUUCGAAACGAAUGCAUCCCACGAUACGUGACCAUGAUCGGAUGAAGCCUUUCGGUGGAAGAGAUCGCUCGUACCUUGAGCAGACGCCACGUCUUUCCACGUGCAUUUGUGCACGCGGUGGUCGUUAAAGUGAAACCAUCCUGCACCGCCCAGCGCGUUGUUUGCAUAUGCAGUGUAGUGCCCUUGCGUGAGUGUUCGCCCUUCGUGGACGAUGGCGGCGUCCAGGUCGUACACCGUUGACGUUCGAGGAGGAGCGGCCAUGAUCAUCGACAGGUCCAACCCUCGCUAAACAAAGCAAGCGGAGCGAUGACCU